Molecule: messenger RNA, 2225 nt
Organism: Zychaea mexicana
Lineage: Eukaryota; Fungi; Mucoromycota; Mucoromycetes; Mucorales; Lichtheimiaceae
Product: general substrate transporter
Exons: 12
Coding region: 159-1910 (583 amino acids)
Biological process (GO): transmembrane transport; carbohydrate transport
Cellular component (GO): membrane
Molecular function (GO): carbohydrate:proton symporter activity
Source: RefSeq, a predicted model, not a curated record
CUCACCCAUACAUCAUGAGAGAAAGGUUUGCAGAUUCCGGCUAAACUUAUUUGGCAUCCCUGCAACCAUCCAACCCCUUUAAAAGUACAUCAACUUUCGGUGAGAUACGGAACUUUUUUUUCUCUUCUUCCCUUGUGCUCUAGCUAUACGUAAUAACUAUGGGUUUUGGACGUGCUUUGAGAAAUUGGUUGAUAUCGCUACCUGAGUUCAAGGUCCAGCGGGGUAAGAAGCUUCACGGCAAAGCCUUGAAUCAUGCCAUCGGUUUUGUCGCAGGUGCUGGAUUUCUCAUGUUCGGUUACGAUCAGGGUGUCAUGAGUUCCUUGCUCACCUUACCCGAGUUCGAGUCACAGUUCCCUAGCGCGACACCAUACAGUCCAUCGAACGAGCUCUGCCAACAACCAGGCAUGUGCACUGGUACGCCGGAGCUUCAGUCGAACAUGGUUUCCAUUUACCAAAUCGGCUGUCUUUUGGGUGCUAUCCUGAUUUUGAUCGUGGGUGAUUCUCUAGGUCGUCGAGCUUCUACCUUUUGGGGCACUGUGAUUAUCAUUGCUGGCACAAUCAUUCAAGCUGCUGCUCACGACUACGGAACUCUCUGCUUCAGCCGUAUCUUUACCGGUAUCGGCAACGGCAUGGUCACCUCCACCAUCCCUACCUGGCAGAGUGAAUGCGCUAAGCCAAAGGACCGUGGUUUCCUCAUCAUGAACGAAGGCAUGCUUAUUGGUUUCGGUAUCAUGAUUUCGUACUGGAUUGACUUUGGGUUCUUCUUUUGCACUGGAAGUAUCCGCUGGCGCUUCCCUGUUGCUUUCCAAGCCUUCUUUGCCAUUAUUGUCGCCUCUGGUAUCUUUAUCCUUCCCGACUCUCCCCGUUGGCUUUUGAAGAAGGGCUACAUUGAUGAAGCCCGCGAGGUCAUUGCCCGUCUUGAUGACGUUGAGGCGGACAGUGACCUCGUUAACGAAGAAGUCGCCAUUCUUGAGCACACCUUGUCUCUUGAAUCACAAAAAUUCUCGUGGCGUGAGUUCUGGAGACACGGCAAUGUCCAGCACUUCCGUCGUAUGUUGCUUGGUGUCGUCGCUCAGGCUAUGCAGCAAUACUGCGGUAUCAACCUUAUUACCUACUAUGCUACUGUCCUUUUUGAGCAAUCUCUUGGCUUCGACGCAAUGAUGUCCCGCUUGCUUGCUGCAGUCAAUGGUACUGAGUACUGGUUAUCUGCCAUUGUUGCCAUGUUCAUGAUUGAGAGAUUUGGCCGUCGUAAGCUCAUGUUUGUUGGUCUUGUUGGCAUGAUGUGUUCCAUGGCCGUUCUUGCUGGCUGCAUCAGCUCUGGUACCCGCGACUCGGAGAACCGCAUUGUUCUGGAGAAGGCUCCCGGCGGUGUAGGUACUCUUACCCUUUUCACCUUCAACACCUUCUUUGCUAUCGGUUUCCUUGGAAUGACCUGGCUGUAUCCUGCCGAAAUCAACCCUCUUCGUACCCGUGUCCAGGCGAAUGCCUUGUCCACCUGCUCAAACUGGCUUUCGAACUAUGUCAUUGUUAUGAUCACUCCUCCCGCUAUUGCCAACAUUGGCUACGGUAUCUAUGUUAUCUUUGCCAUCCUCAACUUCUUGUUCAUUCCUAUUGUCUACUUCUGGUAUCCUGAGACCAAGGGUCGCUCCCUCGAAGAAAUGGACGUUGUGUUCGCCAAGGCUAAUGCUGAAGGUGUUUCUCCCGUCAAGAUGGCCUUCAUUAUGCCCCGACUUGAAGGCAGUGAACUCGAACGCGAGCUUGCCCGCUACUUUGAUGACGGUAGCAGCAACGGCUCUCCUACAGAUAUUGAAAAGACUGGCUCAAAAAAUGCAGAAGACUCCUCCUCGGGUAGCUCUAACGCUGCUAAUGGCGCUUCUGAAAAGGUCGCCAUUCCUACUGAAAAGGAUUAGAGUUGAUAUUUCGUUGUUUGCUUUUUUAUUUUAAUUCUAUUAGUUAUUCUAUCCCCUAUAUUUUCGCACAUACUCAAAUUCAUCCUUCUUUCUUCCCGCCUUCUUAUUUUUCUACUCUUCGUAUUUAUUAGUUAUCUUUAAAACGCACUCCUCCCCGGCCUCCUACCCUUAUCCAAUAGUUUUAAUAUGUAUUUUACUGCACAGGUUUCACAAAGAAAACAAUGAAAGAGAUUAUAUAACAAUGCGACUAUUUGUUUGUCUCAUAUGAUAGUUGGCUGGUUUUUACAUGGAAAAGAUAGACGCUGUUUAGCGCAU